AAGGAAAAAGGGAAAUUCUCUGGUUAAUUACUAACAGCUUAAUCAGUUUCCAUGGCUAAAUUCAGCUUCUCCUUGGCACUCCUCUUCGUAUAUGUCUUAUGCAUAAUUGGCACGGUCGAGCCAGGGAAUCCUAGAGGGAGACAGUCCCGGGGCAGGCCUUACAUCGAGGCUUGCCAAGGCACGCGCUUUCCAGACCUAUGCAUCCGCUGCCUCUCCGGCUUUCCCAACUCCACCAUCCAAAACCCACAACAGCUAGCUCAAGUCGCUUUGUCCGUGAGCCUGUACCGGGCUCGUCACACCAGGUCCUUUUUGCUUGAUGUGGCCAAGCAGUUAGAGAGGAUGAAGGCCCGGGAAUACCCAACCGUGAAAGAUUGCCUGCAACAGAUAGACGACAGUGUUUUCCAACUCAGUCAAUCAAUCAGGGAACUCCGCCGGAUGGAGACAGCACCCGUGAGCGACGACUUCUUCUGGCACAUCAGCAACGUCGAGACAUGGACCAGCGCCGCCCUCACUGAUGCCAGUACUUGUCUUGACGAGUUUCCGGCAGGUCGGAACACGAGCAAACUGAAGGCCACCAUUAAGGGCAAGGUCCUGAACGUGGCACAGGUUACUAGUAACGCUCUUGCCUUGUUUCACCGCUAUGCUGCAAAAUAUCAAACAAAGACAAAUCCAUAAGCCAACAAGAAACUUGGAAUGGAUCAGUCUUGUUCUUUUUUUUUUUUGGCCAUACAUAUCAGUCUUGCUCUUUGUUAUGGUUAUUAAGUUUGUUUAAUAUUUGUCCGGCCUACUUGAUAAUUGUACCAUAGAUAAGUCUUUUUUUUUUUUUUUUUUUUUUUUCAAGACUGUUAGUGUAUUCCAAGUUAACUUGUGAGUUCUCUCUAAUUCAUCUUAAACUCAUAUAGAUAAAUAUUGAAAUAUAAG
Molecule: messenger RNA, 921 nt
Organism: Rubroshorea leprosula
Lineage: Eukaryota; Viridiplantae; Streptophyta; Magnoliopsida; Malvales; Dipterocarpaceae
Source: the annotation of a GenBank genome assembly